Pocillopora meandrina is the source of this 16908-nucleotide messenger RNA. NCBI's taxonomy places the organism in Eukaryota, Metazoa, Cnidaria, Anthozoa, Scleractinia, Pocilloporidae. The record is from the annotation of a GenBank genome assembly.
AUGAGCCAAUCUUGCAACACAAUUCAUUGUCAGGGGAGAGUGUGUAAUCAGUGUUAAACCAACAAUCUUUUAUUAUCUUGAUUGUUAAUUUUGCUGGUUCCAGGUGCUCCAUGCACCUUUACAUUAAUUUACAUGGUUUUAUAAAUAUCAGUGUUUAGCAGUUGCAAGGUUUCUACCAUAUGCUGGUAUUAAAAUUUUAUUAAGUUUCUUUCAUGCCGUAUUCUUUUUUGAAACGGUCAAAAUGUUGAAUGAAUUAGCAAUAUAUAUGCAUGCAAUUUGCAAUAUUGGCAGGCAGUUCUUCUAUUUAGAGUCACUUUAACUUGUCAGUCAUUUAAAGUUCUGAUAUAAAUUUAGUUGACGGUCGCUGGUCAUCCUGGGGGUUAUGGGGGAGGUGCAGCCUAACUUGUGGUGGUGGAUCUCAGAGCCGAGUACGCAGAUGUACAAAUCCUAGCCCAAGCAAUGGUGGAGCUGGGUGCUAUGGACGAAGUCGUAUGAGCCGAUCUUGCGACACAAAUCAUUGUCCAGGUGAGAGUCUGUAAUCAGCGUUAAACCAACAAUCUUUUAUUAUUUUGAGUAUUAAUUUUGCUGGUUCCAGGUGCUCCAUGGGAGCAUGGGAGAGCUGCAAUGUAACUUAUGGGGGUGGAUUGUAAAGACGAGUUUUAAAGUUUUAAAGUUGUUUCUUGACGGCUUUUUCUUGAAACAUUGUUAGUCAGUGGUGGUUGGAAUGAGUGGAGUCCCUGGAGUAUCUGCACUAAAACAGUCAGUGGCAUACAGAUAAGGUUUAGAGAAUGUUCAAAUCCAGAACCAGCUUAUGGUGGGAAACAUUGUAAUGGGAGCAGAGCACUUGUAAGGGAAUGUAACAAAAUGUCCAGCUGCCACGAAGGUAACAUACAGAUGGUAAAAUCAGUGAGUUUGAGUUUUAAAUACAUAGGGCAACAUUAAUUGAAAUACAGACAUCAUAGAUGGUCUGAAGUCUAGUCAUAGUUAAACCCCAUAUUAAAAAGGCCAAGUCCUGUCAAAAGUCUUUGUCGUUUAAUCUACAUCCUACUAAAUUUACCUUGUCCAAAAUCAGCAUUAACAUUGCAGCUUAAAUAACGUUAUUUCCAUUACUAUUAUCACUAUCAUUUUCUCACUCAUUAUUAUCAUGAAGAUCAUCAUUGUCAUUAUUAUUAUCAUACAAUCCCUAUUACUAUUAUUGCAAAUGUUUAUGUUACUUUAGUAUCAUCAUUCAUAUUCUUAUUAUCCUCAUAAGUGUUCACUGUUGUCAUCCAGAAGCAUUUAGCGCUAAAUUUCUUGUCAAUCACUACUGAAAUAUUUAGUUUCUUGAUAGAAUAGUAUGGGAUGUCUGAUGUGAACAAUAUCAAUUACCUUCUUUUUUUUAACUGAUCCUGAAAGAUACCAUUUAAUUUGGGGCUGAUGAUUAUGUUUCUAACACACCAAUAAUUGUACAUAUGAAACUAAGUACCUUUUUGGGGCAAUCAUCGGCAAAAUAAUUAAAAUUUGUAGAAUCUUGAAGAGGGGCCUCUCAAGAUAUACAUAUACUUCUGUGGUUUUUCUUUCAUCAGUAUUUCCACUGCGCUUUAAAACGGAGAGCAACCCCUCGGCUGGUAAAAUGGAAAUCUAUACAAACAGCAGCUGGAAAAAGCUUUGCACCAGUACGUGGAAUAAAGUUGAAGUGGAUUUGACAUGCAUAGCAAUGGGAUACUCUAACAGCAGUGAUUAUGGUAGAUGGUAUGAAGACAGUGGCAAUGUAUCAGAAACAUCCACUAAUUUCAACUGCACCACCACUUUGACUAAAUGUGAAGAAAGCUUCUCAAACAAACUGCAAUUCUGCAAAGGUAUUAACAAAUUAUGCAUUUUGGAAUCUGUUUUCAUAUCUGUUUCAGUCUUCUCUUUUGUACAUCUUAUUCUAGGUACCCUUAUCAACUUGAUCAUAAUUCCAGCGGUAGACCUCGCCAAAACAUCCUUUCUUGCUUUGCUAACUGAUUAUGUACUCAUGUUUUCUCAGAGACUUUUCUCUAAAAAAACCGUUUCCCAUCAAAGAACCCGUACAACUAAAUUGGAUUUCUAAACCUGUAUUAACACCUUGAACUUUUAAAUUUCUUCAUAAUCCUGCUAUCUCCUUCCCUCAUCCAUAUUUCAUCUUUUCAUUAAUUCACUGUAUGACUUACCUUCACUAAUUUCUCAUUAUUUUGCAAUUUUAUAAGUUCCCGUUCGUUUAAUUGGUGCAAAUGUAGAGUAUGGUGGUAGAGUGGAAGUAUUUUACAAAGGGAAAUGGGGAAAAAUUUGCACCAAUGGAUGGGAUUUCAAUGAUGCCCAAGUUAUUUGUCGUCAACUUGGCUUUGAAGAGGCUCUUGCUGAAUUUAUGGGCUCAAACAUAGAGGAUGGAAACACUACUUCUGUAAUGGUGGAUGUUUCCUGCACUGGAGUGGAAGAUAAACUUGCUUCGUGUGCUCGCACUGAUGGAAAGUUAAAUGUCCCCAGUCAAUGUCAAGGAGAUGGCAAAGGUUCUCAAGCGCUGUGUCAACCAAGUAAGUAAGGCAUUCAUAAUGCCGAGAUGGAAAUUCCUAAAGGUGACUGGUCCUCGUGAACAGUCACGUGUUUAAAAUUAAACACCAAAGAUCAAAAUACCAUUAGCUUUGAAAUUAACUAAUACCAAAAUAUUGAGACAAAAUGAACUGAUAAUUGUGCUACUUGCAAACAUUUCUUUCAGAUAACAAACAAGUGUUGGGAAAAGAGAGACUUUACUUUAAUAUUGGCACCAAUGAAAUCCUUCACUGCUCAAUACGUAACGAAACCAGUUUCGCAAGAUGGGUCAUAAAUGGUCAAAAGGUGCAAGGGAUGAAUUCCUCUUCUAAGAGGGUCAAGACCACAGAAGGUGGUAAACUGGUCAUAGAAAAUGUGCAGUUGUCUGAUGGAGGAACAUAUGAAUGCCUCAGACUGGAAUAUGUUCAGUAUUACACGGUUUACAUUAAUGGUAGGAAAAUCCUUUUCAACACAUUUAGAAGACCUUAAUUGCCUCAUUGUAGAGUAAGUUAACAUAGCAGUAAAUAUGCCCAGCACUCACAAUAUAGACACACAAUAGGGACUAGUUAGCUUUUCUUCAUUGCGGCUUCAGUAAGUGGUUAUUUUCUUUAUUUAUUUCAACAGCAAGAUUCACUGAGAACACUAGAGACCAGCAGAGCCUGACUGCUCACACAUCUGGUACUAUAAACUGUGGUGCUGAAGGAACACCACGUCCACAGAUAACUUGGAGGAAACAAGGAGAAAUGUUAGUACUUGAUGGGAGAAGAUUCACCCAAAUUCCCGGUGGCAGUCUACAGAUUGAUCCUGUUCACCCUGAAGACAAUGGCACAUACAGAUGUACCAUGACACAAAAUAAAGGAUCAAAAAGGGUCACAAGAACACAUAAAAACAUACUUGUGUCUGUUAUAGGUGAGUGAGUUAUUGGAAAAAUCUGAAACUGGUUGGGUCAUUAUACUAACACGUAAUAAUAGGAAAAAUAGUGAUAAAAACUUUAUUUCAGUGUCAAACCAUGAAGCCUGAGGAAUCCAUGCUAAUAAAGGGACACAGACUAAUACAAAAUACAAAACUUAAAUGACUAAAAUAUCUACCCUAAAAUAUGAAUAGUAUAAAAUGCAGUCUAAAAUAUAUUAAAAAUGAAGCUAAACAUUAUAGGUAACUAUCGAUUGCUGAUCUUAAGGAUUUAGUCACUGAAGUAGUUCAGUUGCAUGGAGGUAAUGCUGGUAAGAUGGGUUUCUGAUUUCAUUUAUUGAGGUUAAAAUGAUCUUUUUUUUUUUUUUUUUGAAGGGCUUUUAAUUUUUUUUCGAUGGGCAUUUUUGCAAGGUCACCUUAUAUGUUCCAAUGAUUUGUAGUUUUUAGCUGUUAGAAAAGGACUUUCAGCUGGUUAUUCAAAUUAGUUAGAUUAAAAUGCAUUGCAUAAUUUGUAGAUUGAUGAUAGUAAAAGUUAUAUGCUAAUAGUUAAUUGCCUUCUAGGAUAUUUAUAUUAUGUGUGUGCAAGAAAGCUGUUUUAACUUUUUUACUUCUUUAUUCAAAGUUCGACCAGAGGUUAAAGUUUCAGGAGCAAGCAAUCUAAUCAGAGAAGGAGACGCUGUGACUUUGACUUGUAAAAUCACUCAAGGUCAGCCUCAGCCACAGACAACCUGGUUUAAGAAUAACUCUUCUAAGGGACACAACAUGUCUCUCUCCUUCAAUAAGAUAACAAAGGAAGACGCAGGUCUGUACUCCUGUCGAGCAAAAAAUCGUGGAGGAACUUCUACUGAAAAUAUCUAUAUUUCUGUUAAUGGUAAGUUAUCAGGUCUAAAAUUGGAUUUUAAAUCAUUCAGUUGUGUAAGCUGCGGCCGGAUAGACUCUGGACUAAUUGCUGUGGGUUAAGGUGCUGGCCAGGAUCAUUGUGCCGUCUUCUUGAGUGAGGAAAUACCUCCAUCUAGUUGGAGGGUUUUCUUCUUGAAAUCUCUUCCUUUUUUUAACAUUUACUUUAAAAUUUCGAACUGCAAAUCGAUAUGAUACAUAUGUACUGCUGGUUAGUCGAGCAAGAUCAUUUCUGUAGUAUCCUCUUGAAUGACAGGCUUCGCCUGCAUGGUGUCUGACUCUCCACACAGACAGUGGAGCUACGGUAUUGGUGGGAAUAUGGUGACAAGAAAACACGAAUAAAUUAGUUUAGCGCUUUUCAUUCAACUAAUAUAUUCUUGUUUUCUUGUCAUCAUAUCCCCACCAUAGCAUGGCUCUCUUUUCUGCAUUUAAACCCACGCACAAUCCACAAUUCCUCCAAUCGAUCUGGCGAAGGGCUAACGCUCGAAAUGUCAGCCUUGAAAUUGUUUACGGCGGCCAAUUUACGUUUCCAGCUCAGUUGAUAACACUCAAUUGCCCUGCUAUACUCUCCCACCGACGCAGCACCACAGUUUCUUAAGAAACUUACAUCCUUUCUCCACACAGAAGUAGUAUUGAACUUAUAAGAAAAAUUAACAAUUGAUAAGUGGUGGUAACUAAUUUCCGUUACGUUCCGCUUCAUUGAUGACCGAGGAAUCUCUCGUGUUUCCCUAUUAUUCACAAAUUAGACUCAAAGAAUCUGCCACAACAAUACAUUACAUUUUGCUAACAUUUAAAUUUUGAAUUCCAUAUUGCAAUGACGCGGUUGUAUUGGUGGUUGGCCGUGAAAAAUCAUUUGUGUAAGUCUCUGAGGAUGACAGUCUUCACUCUCAUGAUGCCUGAAUCUCCACUGGGAAUUUUAAUGAACUUUUAAGAAAACCUUUACUAGUUGUUAAGGGUUUGUAAUUAAUUUUCUGAGCUUGAUCCACAAAUGAAGAGUCGCAAGUGAUUUGCAAUCAUUCACAAGUUCAAAAGGAAAUAUUUUUCCCCCAAAUUAAUGUGUAGUUGAAUCCGUCUUCAGUAAACUGAGAAGUAUGGUGCUUGCUUCCAACUUUUAGUUUCUUAGCUCAAUUAUAUUACACGGCUGCUAUUUGGUAGUCAUUGGCUGGAGCAAUGAGUGGAAGCCAAAACAAAACGUCUGCCAUGACAAUAUAUGCUCUGUAUCUGUUAAUAUUAUCUCAUCUUGACUUUUAUUUCAAAAUUUUCUUCGUAGUUCCGCCACAUCUAAAUCCUGAACUCAAGAAUCUUUCAGUCCCACUGAACUCCACAUUUGAAACAUAUUGUUUUAAAAGAGGUGAUCCUCCACCAUCUGUCAACUGGACCAAGGAUGGAAAAGCUCUUGGUAACAACAAUACAUUAGUUAUUAAGCACAUGACGUUUGAUCAUGGAGGUUUCUAUGAAUGUGUUGCUGAAAAUCUGGUUGGAAAAGUCAACAUCUCCUUCUGGAUCGAUGUCACUGGUAAUCAAAACCAUUUUAUAAAUAAUUACAAACGGUGCUUGGUUUGUCUUAGACGGAUUCAUAUCUAGAUAUCAAUCUAACUGGUACCUCAGUAAGAUUGGUAUCUAGAUAUGAAAUGGAUGCUCACCUUAGUUAUGUUGGUACAAACUAAAGUUUUCAUAAUAUUAAUAUAUUUAGGGGUCUAACUUACCCAUUUGAAAUGUGAUAUCCCUAUCUAUUCCCAUGUACAGAAUCUGGGUAACAUCUCUAACUUCUGAAAAUGCACAUAUUUAGCAGACUCAAAAAAUCUUCUCUCACAUUUAAUUACUGCAAUAUGACCUGUGGUUGUCCAGUUUUAUCUAGAGAACCUUGAUUGAAGAUUAACGGUGCCCUUUUUAUUUCCAGUUUCUCCUCAGAUCAAACUGUCUCCGAUAAACCAGUCUGUUAUUGAUGGAGACUCAGUUAACUUUACUUGCCGUGCCACAGGUGUUCCAACACCAAACCUGGCCUGGACAUUUAAAGACGGUAAACUUCCAUCGGGUACUAAAGAAAACAAGUUAGAGGGAGACUCAUUUGUAGAAUUAUUUCUGGAAAUUCAGAAAAUAACGAAGAAAAUGGAAGGAAUAUACAAGUGUACAGCUAAAAACAAAGCACAUACAACCAGUUCCUCCACAACACUUCACGUUUUUGGUAGGUAGAUAAUACUAAUGAUAAUGAUAGUAAUCAUAAUUUUAGUGAUAUAUAUGAUAAUUGUAGCGUCCACUCAUAGCUACUUGAAACCGUACUUUAAUCAGUUGUUCACUUGCUAGUUCGUUUCUAAUCUGCACAUAACUUGUAUUCAUUCCAUUCACAAAUUGCCCGUGAAAGAGAAAGAUUCGCUGAAAUAACAACAACGCGACUAUUACAAAGAUGAUAUUGACCGAAUAACCGAAAUACUGCAUACUUACAAGUUAUUGUGCCUUCUAAAUAGAAAGGAAAACUUGUCCUAACGAAACGACAGUAUAACUCCAUAACAAAACAUGUGCUUUUCGUGGGAAAGAGCGCCCGCGAUAUUUUGCGUGCGGUCACCGAAGACCACACCAUAUAACGUUUAUUUUCUGUCUCUUACAAUAAUAAUGAUAAUGGAUCUAUUGUAAACAAGGAUUAUAUAUGAUGCCUUUGUCUUUUGAGUUUAUCUCCCUCGCUAGUGAAUAGAAUGUAAGUCGGAGAUGGUGAUUAGUUUAAGAGUCGAUCAAAAAUAACAAAGAGCUUGUUAAGACUGGUUUUUGAAAUAACCGUUUUGAGAUUGAUUUUCGAACAUAAUUUUGGAAAUUGUGUGAGAAACUAAAGCCCGUGUGAGCAGCUACGUGGUUGGGUUUAACGUAUCCCGGGAAAAUGAUGAAUUCUUGGAAAGGUACUCGUCCUGUGCGCAUAUGCAAUUCACCAAUAGUUUGGUUACAUCACUCCUUGAUGUGAUAGCUUUGCAACAUUUUUUCAAUGGUCACACUGCUCAUUUUUGCCAGGUAAUGCCAUUGAAACUUUUACCAAAACUCUUUUGAAGCACCAUUUACCCUACAAUUUUCGUUCAGAGGGUUGCUUUUGGAUUCUUUCGUGUCCAUGAUAAUUACAUUACUAAGAUAUUAUCAGUGAAGCUGUUUUAGACUAAAUUGCAAGUUUUCUCUUUCUCCACACAGAAAAACCCGUUGCUCGAAUAACGUCAAAUUCACAAUCAAUACUCGCCACAGGUGAUAAUCUCACAUUGACUUGCAGCGUCAACGAAGCAACAGUGAAUAUCACUUGGAAAAAGGAAGGACACCUAAUAAAAGAAAGGGGAGUCAUUGAUACGAAAUUGGAUAAGAAAACAAGUGAUCUGGCUAUUGCCAAAGUUGAGGAGGAGGACAGUGGUAACUAUUCCUGUGAAGCUCGUAAUAGAUUAGGAAAUGUGGCCCGCUCCAAUGUGACGAUAGAAGUCAAACGUAAGCUAUUAUUAUUGUAGUGUCUACCAUUAACCAUUAAAGGUCAUUCAUUUUCGAUGAAACUGCUCCUUUUCCAAUCUUUUUUUUUAGAAAACUGUAAACAGAAUUUACAAUAUGGGUCCACUGGCUUUUAGAAGCAGUAGCACCAACUUGUAGAGACUCGAAUAAUUUGUAGCAAUAUCCUCAUGAUUGCUUGUUUUCUAUUCGGGUGUUGCCAUUGGUCUUCAUCCAAUUUACAAUAAUUGAAGGUUGUUUCUCAAUUCAAAACAAGAUUUGAAUAGCGUAGCUCAUCUAUUCAUAUUUCUGAUUUACCUUUUCAUAAGGCAAUGAGCAGGCAAAAAUCUAGCUUAAAAUAGUACGCCGACCUGGAUAGUUACAAUUGCUAAAAUUUAGACGAUCAGAUUAUCAAUUUAAUUUGCAGUGUCUGGUGUUUCCUGCACUUUUAAUGUGUUAGAAUUGGCAUAUCGCGCUCAGAUUGAUGGGAAGUCAAAUUUCCCGGGUAAAUGGCAAGGAGAUGGCAAAGGUUUUUUAUUCUUGUGACAACCAAGUAAGUAACAUACUGACAGCGCCAGAAUGAAACUUCGUAAAGGUUGCUGGUCGUAACGACCAUUCAUUUGUUUGCAGUGUUUACAUUUUUACAUUCAAGGUCUAGAUACCAAUGUCCCUGUGACGAUAAUCUUAUUGUAACUCUUUAAUUUUUAUUUCUAGUCCCACCACAUUUAAAUCAUGAACUCAAGAAUCUUUCAGUCCCACUGAGCUCCACACUUGAAAUAGACUGUUUUAUAAGAGGUGCUCUUCCAGUAUUUGUCAACUGGACCAAGGAUGGAAAAGCUCUUCAUAGCAACAAUAUAUUAGUUAUUAAGCACGUUACUUUUGACGAUGGAGGUUUCUAUGAAUGUGCUGCUGAAAAUCAGGUUGGAAAAGUUAACAUCUCCUUCAGAUUGGAUGUCACUGGUAAAUCAAAAUCAUUUUAUGAAGAUUUACAAACGUUGCUUGGUUAGUUCUCAUUGAAGAGCGCGGUACUGCCGUGCGAUAGUUAAAGCCCUUGACUGGACCAGCUGAACUCAACUUCAAAGGAAAAGAUAGCAGCCUUUUGAAGACGCUUUUGUUUAUGUUGGACAUUUGAAUAGGAUUUCCACAAUCCAAGUUUAUUCAUUUGUUUAUAAAUUUGUCUUUGAUUAGGAUACGUCAUUCAAAUUGAUAUCUUUAUAUGAAUGGAAAAUUACCUUCUGCAUAUGAGUAUAAAUUAAUAUUUUUAUGCCGGUAAUAUUCACAAGUUAUUCCUGUGUACGGUGUACAAGUGAUUCUUUUACCUCAGGAAAUUCAUGUACUUAGAAGACUCCCAAAUUUGCUCUUCUUAUUGCCAGAUUACUUGUGGUUAUUCGAUUGUAUCUUGAGAACAUUUGUUGAACAUCAGUGGUGCUCUUUUUAUUUUCAGAGUGUCCUCAGAUUUCAUUGUUUCCGGUAAACCAAUCUGUUAUUGAUGGAGACCCAGUAAACUUUACUUGCCAUGCCACAGGUGUUCCAACACCAAAACUUAACUGGACAUUUAAUGGCGGUAAACUUCCAUUGGGGAUCAAUAAAAAAAAUUCUAAGGGAGACUCAUUCCAGGAAUCAUUCCUGGAAAUACAGAGAGCAACAAAGAAAAUGGAAGGAACAUACAAGUGUACAGCAAAAAACAAAGCAAAUGGAACAAGUUAUUCCACAAUACUUCAAGUAUUUGGUAGGUUCAAUAAUUUUAAUGAUUAUGAUGAUAAUGAUAAUAAUACUACAAGGAUGGUGAUGAUUGUAAUAAUAAUAAUAAUAGUAAUCUUAAUUUUAAGAGCAAUAAGGGUAAUGAUGGGGAUGGAUCCGUUGCAACAACGAUAAUUAAUGAUACCUUCCAAAUAUGAGGUGGAAAUGGUGGCUGAUGGCUAGAGGUUGCCCAAGAAGAACUGAUAGCUUAUUAAGAAUGAGAUGGAGUCGCAAUACCCCUGGAAUUUCUCUAAGACAAUAGAGUUAAAGAAUGCAAAUACAAGCUUGAGUGAAAAAUACCGUUAUGAAUUAUGGGAAGGAUAGUCGUUGCACAUGCACCAUUUACCAGUUGUUUAAGAUGACUCUUCCAUAUAAUCACUUUGUGACAUUUUGUUAUGGUCACUCUGAUCAUUGUGACUCAAAAGCUUUUGAUCACUGUGAUGAUCUGUAGCUUUGUAUUGGGCAAUAUGUCUUUAUAAUAAAAAACAAAGGGCCGGGUCUCGGUUUAUUUGGAAGCAUCUUUGAAUGGGGUCUGAGACCCUUUGGAAAAUCUUCAGAAACAUGUUGGGUAAGCAUUUCAAACCCUUUUUGAAGCCAAGUUUCACUCAAAUUGGCACGUCAUACCCCGCAUGUACCAUUUGGAGGGUUGAUUUCAGAUCGCUUAGUUUCUCUGAUAAUUACCUUACUGAGUUAUAUUGAGUGAAUUUUUUUUAUGAAAACCAAGUAAUGUAUACAUCAUCUCUUUCUCAACACAGAAAAACCCACUGCCAAAGUAAGUCCAAAACCAUACCCAACACUCACUCAAGGUGAUAAGCUUAGCUUAACUUGCAGCGUCAAUGAAGCAACAGUAAAUAUCACUUGGAAAAAAGAUGGAGACCCAAUAAAAGAACGGGCAGUCAUUGAUACGCAAUUGGAUGAGACUACAAGUUAUCUGAUUAUUACAAAGGUUGUGGAGGACGACAGUGGUGAAUAUUCCUGUGAAGCCCGUAACAGACUAGGAAAUGUGGCCCGCUCCAUUGUGAUGAUAAAAGUCAACUGUAAGUUGGCAGUAUUGUAGUGUAGAAACAAUCUAAAAUUUAACAGCAGUAAAUCAUUGGACUUGAUGGAACCUGAAACUUUUAAGCACGCUAUUUGCUGUUUUCUGUUUGUUUGUUUGUUUUUUUGCCUUUGUUUGUUUUUAUUGUUGUUUUUUUUUUGUGUGUGAAUGCAUGUAUGGAUGUUGGGUGUAAGCUUGUAAUUAAAAUAUGGGUCCCCUGGCCUUUUAGAUACAGUAGAACCUCCCUUUAGAUACCCAAACAAUUAUCAUCAUUUUUGUUUGUUUCCUAUUUGGCAAGGGGAAUUGCUCUAUAUCCAUUGAAAAAAAAGGCAGUUAAUUUCUCAAUUCAAAACAAGAUUCUAGCCAGGUCUUCUCUAUAUAGUUUUGAUUUACCUCUCUUUGAAUCUCUGCUUUAAAAUAGUAGCCAUUUCUAAUAAGCCAGCAAAGCUCUAGCGAAAAAUAGUAUCCAGAGGAGCUGGCUAAUACUGAGUAACAACCUUUUCCUUAUCAUCACGUUUACUACCUUUGUCAUUUGGCUAAGAAGCAUGUGUUUAACUUACACCAACAGCUGUUAGUCCAUUUCUGGUGUGGUAUUAUAUUUUUGGAUCAAUGGCUGCUGUCAUUGUUAUUUUGCUCAUGGGCUGCUAUUUUUGGAAACGUCGAUGGACAGGUAAACCUCGUUCUUCAUAUCUUGUUUUGGGUGAUUUUUCCAGAGAAUACUAAGUUGUGCGAGAAGCAAAAAAUGGGACCAGUUUAUUUUUACUUUUACUUCACCUCGUAUUUCAAUUGGUCUCCUCAAGUUCGCUAUUAGUUAAAUAUUAAUAUCAUCUUGAUUUGCUGGAAAAUGAAGACCUUUGAGGCACUAUAGGCAUUUUUCUACUGUUUCUUGUCUUGCGAUUUUAUCUGAUUUAUAAUCUUCCAUCAACCACUGACCAAAGUGCGUAUUAUUUUUAUUUAAAUAUUAAAGUUAAGGCAGAAAUUUUUUCCCUUCUUUAUUUCUGUCUUUGAUUUGCCAAUUGGACCUACAGCGGCUGCUACCGCUCUGUAAGUCAAUAAGUUUGCCUUUUAUUUACCAAGCUGAAAUGUUUUUUGGAAAAAAAUUGAAGUUGGGGUUUAAAACUUACUGUCAUGUCAACCAUUCCAUUUGGAAAGUUAACUAGAAUGAUAGUCUAUGUGAACGAGUUGUUCUUCAAUUGUAGUUUUUCUGCACAGGAAAAUGUUGUUUUUUCAUCUUUAGAGUGAUAAUCUUUCCAUAAAUUGAAGAAAUCAGUCAAAAUAUUUAAGAAACUCAAAACGUUUCCAUAACUUCUUUUCCUUGAUCACUUAUACUUUGAUUUAUCAAUAGAAAUUGUAUGAUUUUCAUAAAAUUUAGUCCUGAUCAAGGGGAGUCAGUUGAGAUUGAGCUGUCGAAUGUAGAAGUGGAUGAAUGGGAGAUUGAAGUGAACCGUAUCCUGCUUCAAGAUGUCAUUGGGCGAGGGGCAUUUGGAGCAGUGUGGAGAGCUCUUCUUAGUUCUCCAAAUGGGAGACCUGGAAAUCGUACAGUUGCUGCUAAAUGCUUUACACGUAAGAUCCAUUCAAUUAUCUCUCCUCAAAGCACGUGGGUGGGUACUUAGCGUUUCUUGCCAAGGGUGCUUUGCACUUUCCAGUGAUCAUUUAUCUCAGGUCAACUAAGGUGCUCUAAGAGAUUCGUGCAAAGUUAUUUUUCAUAACAAAAGCAACAAUUAAACAAUAGAAGCAAUAAAUCAAUGGCAAUAAAAAAUUUGAAGAUGGCAAGCAUGUGCCACAAUCGUGAGGCAAAGAAAAUAUGAAUUCCUCGAAAGGAUUCGCUCGCCGACCGGUUCCAUUUUUGCAGUUGUGAGCUCCAACAACUGGGUUUCAAAGACCUCCUAAGAUGUGAGGUCUAAAUCCUCACCCGAAAUUUCGCUUCUUGAGCACGAGAAAAUUCGUCAAUAAGAAUUUUUCCCCGGUUAUAAAGUAUUUCCUUUUUAUUGUAGCCACCGCAGGGGAGGAAGGAAGAAAAUGUUUGAUGCGAGAGAUCGAGCUGGGAAAAAUUCUCGGUGUAAGCAAUCAGCCAAACAUAGUGAAAUUCAUUGGCUGCGUCACUAGACAAGGUACAUACUAAGUUUAAGGCGUCAUUAUUAUUAUAUGCAAUAAUAUUUCAACUGAGUAUGAGAUUGUUAGCUUGUUUGUUUGUUUGUUUGUUUUUUUUAAUACUGAUUCGUUUCUUCUUUUCGUUAUUUUAAGUUCAUCCGAUCCUUAUCAUGGAACAUUUGCCAUGUGGCGACCUGCUUGGUUACAUGAGAAAAUGCCGAGGAAUUAAUGAUCGGUAUUAUCUUGGAGAAGGAAGGCCUCAAGUUUUGAACAACUAUGACCUUGUGCUAUUUGCCAAACAAAUCGCCGCCGGUAUGGUAUUCCUUGGAUCAAGGGGGGUAAGUAACUAAAAUGCUUUUACAUUCAAUUUUACCGCAGAAAUAUCUCUAAGGGAUUGUUAUACCUUUUGAGUUGCUUGAAUAUAGAUAUAUCUAAAUUAUAUGAAUUUUUUCGGAAGCAGGUUUCAUAUUCUCGAUAUUUUUCAAGAGUUCCUUUCGUAUUGUCAGUGGGUCACCUAAUGUCGCAGUCAUUCUGGUAUAUGUUUGGUCUGUAAUGAACACCCUAGGAACAAUAGUUCUUACAACCCAUGCAAACGUCUGUAUAAUGUUCCCUCUGGUCAUGGUAGAUCUCACAAAAGAUAUGCAUUUGUAAGCAAGUUUACAUUUUGGAUCUUUGUCUUUCGGUAGAUAAUCCAUCGUGACCUGGCAGCUCGAAACGUCCUCCUUGAUAACAACUAUGUGUGCAAAGUGACCGACUUUGGCAUGGCAUAUCAAAGCUUCAAAUAUGGUCAUGGAAAUGCCAAAAAGGUAGAAGAUCGUCUUUGCUUUAUCUUUUUUGCGGUGGCACUUGUAAACAGAUUCCUAAGGUUAGCUCUGAUUCUGCCUAAAAAAUACACCUUAACUGCCAACUGAGGAUAGCUCCACCUUCUGCCAUGCCACAGAAUACAAUUGAGUUAGUUUACUUUAUCAUUUAAAUUUAUGACAUUUGCUAAAUUUUGACACUCCAUAAAAGUCUCGGAAGAGGUACACUAGCUACCUCACGUUUACGUGCAUGUCCUUUGUUAACUCGCUAGUAUUAAAACACUUAUUUUUAAACAAACUGUCGUUGCAGGGCUGUUUGCCAAUCAAAUGGACUGCACCAGAGAUUUUGUUGGGAAAUUUCGCUGGACUUUCCACCCUGAGUGACGUGUAUGUAUAUUUUUGCACUGAGCUGGCCCUCUCUUUUGUUUUUGUCUUUACAUGCUCGGCAACACUUUUUCGAAAUUUUUUCAGGUGGUCUUACGGAAUCGUCCUGUAUGAGAUAGUUACCCUUGGUAAGUCAAACUAUGUUCAACAAAAAAUAUUUAUACUUCCCGUCCGUCUAUGUCUGGAAAUGUUGUAGGUAUCGUUUUUGGAACUCGUUAGUAAUUUCAACGCCUUUAGGACCCAAUUGGCAGACGUUAGUUUGAUGAGCUGUGGCAGAAAAACUUGUUGUGCCAAGGUUUUACGUCAAUGAUGAAUUUUGCUCAGCUUGUCGAAGUCUCAUUCUCUGUAACUGAGAACCGUUGUUUCAGGACUUUCCUUGCCCUGGCUAUCACCCAAGACGAGUGGCAUUUUGUGUUCGACUCUAAAUGACGAAAAACCUUUCAAAUUACUUGGCAGAAAAGUGGUAAUCAAUUACAUAAAACAUCAGGCUAGGAAACAUCAAGUUUCGAAUGCUGCUGUCAAGCACUAGAAGUGGAUCUCUCUGAUUUAAAUCUCAACAUUUUUAAACGAAAUAUUCGGGUGUAUCACGGCCACAAUUUGUUUAUUUCUUCGCAGGAGGAAUUCCAUAUGAGGGAUGGUCAGAAGGGAAUGUGGUUGCACGAGUCACACAUGGAUACAAACUUCCAAAGCCCGAUCAUGUCGAUGAUAAACUGUGAGUCUUGACUUUCAAGUUGCCAUGUUCCAUUUUAAAUCGCCCAAUCCCCCUAACCCCGAUGAAAAACAUAUUCUCUCGUCUAAUCUGAUUUCUUCUUUCGUUACUGAGCUCUGCCAAAUGAAACAAAUUUAACAGUGGUCACUAGUUUGUUCAGUUAAAAGUUGUCUUUUCACUCAAGAAUUUUGAAAAGAUGAAUUUGCAGCUAUUACAGCCAGACAUUUCUCAUCAUUUUAGCCAUUAUUUGCCCAGGGCUCUCUUAAGAUUUCUGUAAUGGUUGAUUUUUAUCACAUAUUACAUAAACCACAGUCCAGUAUUGACCAUCAUUCCUUUGUUCCAGGUAUGCUAUAAUGAAAAGGUGCUGGAAUUUGGACCCCGACUUUCGUCCUCCCUUUGAAAACCUUCGAAGAAGAAUGGAUACCUACCUUCGUGAAGAGGUUUGUAGCACGAUUUGAACAAGUCCUUGACGUUCUUGUAGGCCUCUAAGAUUAUUUAUUCCUCCAAAAUUACUUCAUAGACCACUACUCUUUCAAAGUUGGUUUCAGCAGAUUAAUGGAAGUGAUUUAGGAUUGUGUUGGUUUCUUCUAACUACGGCUGCGGCCGCUUGCGGGAAUUUCAGUGCCUUGAGAUUUCAUUUUGACGGCUCCUGCCUGUAGUUACGUUUCUUACUAUUUGCCCCAGCUUAUCGAUGUUUUUUAAGUUUUAACACAUUUAAACAUAAAACGCGCUAAGAUGUCCCAUGCCUACGAACCCAUCAAUCACCAUUCCUUCCGCCCUUCCCGGCCGCUACUUCCCUUCCAAAGUGCCUGAGCAUCUACAUUCAUAAUAAAGGUUGCUGGGAGAGUAUAACAAGGUAAUUUGGUAUUUUCAACUGUGUUGAUAACGUAAAUUGGCCACCUUUAAGAUUUUAAAAGCUGACGUUUCGAGCGUUAGCCCUCCGUCAGCGCAAAUAGCAAAGUUCUAACGCUCGAAACGUCAGCUUUUAGACUCUUUACGGUGGCCAAUACGUUACGUUAUCAACUCAGUUGAAAAUACCAAAUUACUCAUCUACAUUUAUAACUUCCUACCUACCAACCAACCUGCCUAAGAAAACGCAUUACUCUGUGCCUUUAAAGCGAGGAUCAUUUCUGUGCUUUGAAGUAGUUAUUAAAAUUUUCUUCUUGACUUGAAGUUAGAGAACAUUGUGACGAUCGUGAAAAUCCUCUUUUAUUGCUUUCCCCUUUAGACAUAUCUGCACCUGCUCGACAUGGGAUCUUAUGACACGACCAAAUACUCCAAGGUUGAAGAUCUCGGAGGUGAAGAUGCCGAACCAAGUGCACGACCUCUAGGGAACGCCGCGGCAAAGAGAUUAGGAAAGUGGGCCAGCGACCGACGUUAGACAGUGUCAUUUUGAAUAUUGCUUAGGAACCAAGCACUCUGUAAUGCAUUAAGUAUUAGAAGAAAAUAUGUACUGGUGAUAACGGUGAUAAUUUAAGGGCCUUAUUGUGUUACAAUAAAUCAAAGCUGUUUCCUCGAUGAGGCACCUUUAAGUCAGUUUUUUCUUAAGUCGCAAUUGAUAAAUAACUCGAUUUAGCUGGUAAAGUCCGGAUAUUUAAAAAAGGAGGUUAUAAAUGAGAAAGCAGCUCGUCUAUUUAGAUGUCUCACUCAUUCACCCACUCAUGCCCAUUAUGCCGUGUGGCACGUAGGGCGGCUACGAAGGAUCGCCACGUCUGUCGGUUCCGGGUCGGCUUCUGGAUUGUACCCCAAGUGAUGAUUUAGAUCUCUGUACUGGGCAAAUUGUUUGCCACUGUUUACUGGUGAAACAAGACGACUAGUUGUUAGCAAUCAUGUUAUUGAAGUGUCCCCUGCUGGUGAUAUAGUCCUGGUAAGAUAUUUAGUAGUUUAGUCUUGAUUUAGUCAUGGAUCUUUCAGUAGCGUGUCCUUUAUCGACGAGAUUGGUGACAUGUCUUGUAAUAUGGUGUUACAUGGGUCGUAAAUUGCUUAAAUUUUGUGUCAUUGGUAUCAGAAAACAAAAAAAGUGCAUCGCUAUCGGUAUGUUUACUCUAACCUUCUUGCUGUUAUUGUUAAAUGCUUUUUCAUAAACGGAGAGAACCGUCUCAAUAGAGUGAUUCUAAUAUCAAAUUAAUCAAGUUAUUAUUCCAAUAUUUUCGACUUGUACAAGAAACAGAGAGCGCUAUUCAGAGGGGUUGUGGCUGAUAGACAGACCUUUGCUAUGAUGAAAUGAACCGCUUACUUCAAAGUGGAAAUGUCGCUAGAGUAAGGAUGAGCGUUUAUUUCUGUACGUUAUCGAAACACACUAAGCAAUAUUUAAAAUUUUGUAAAACACUCUAUUUAAUAUCUGCAAUAAAAGAGUAGAGGCUUACCUUAUG